This is a messenger RNA of Linum tenue, 2167 nucleotides long. Lineage: Eukaryota; Viridiplantae; Streptophyta; Magnoliopsida; Malpighiales; Linaceae. The record is from the annotation of a GenBank genome assembly.
AUUAGUUCAUACAUUUUGGAUAUUAGUUAGUAUAUACUAACGAAUUUUCAAGUUAGCAGAAUAACUAGGCUGCCAUUUCCUCUGUUACUCAUUUCGGCGUUCACAGUGGAAAGAAAACAACGAUGCUCGUCUCGCCGCGCUCUGUUGUUCCUCCGCAAUCCUCGCCGUUUUUCUCUUCCUCCUCCUUCAAUCGGAACCCUAGGCGAUUUCGUCCGGAGUUCCUCGCCAGAUUCCUCUCAGCUCGUUGCUGCUCGACUUCCGCCUCCUCCCCCGGCGAGAACGCGACUCCGCGGAGCAAUUACGCCGGCACGAGAUUGGACGAGACCGUCGAGACCGGUUCCGGAAAGCUCCGGCUCGAUUCCUGGAUCUCUACUCGGAUUUCCGGAAUCAGUAGAGCUCGCGUCCAGUCCAGUAUCAAGACCGGUCUCGUCAGCGUCAAUGGCAAGGUCGUCGAUAAGGCUUCGUAUAGCGUUAGAGGCGGAGAUGAGAUCCGCUGCACAAUCUCGGAGCUCCAGCCGCUGAGAGCUCAGCCGGAGAACAUACCGCUGGAUAUAGUUUACGAAGACGAACACGUUCUCGUUGUUAAUAAACCUGCAGAUAUGGUCGUUCAUCCAGCGCCUGGAAAUCCGACGGGAACGCUCGUGAACGGGAUUCUUCACCACUGCAGUCUUCCAGGACUCGCGUCUUCAACUCAGGACAUUAUCACAGAUCUGGAGGAUCUUUCCGAUGAUGAAGAUCUAGCUUCCAGCUCGAAUGCCGCAUCGAUUCGGCCUGGAAUUGUGCAUAGAUUGGACAAAGGCACCAGUGGAUUACUUGUAGUUGCUAAGGACGAACAUUCGCAUGCUCACUUGUCUGAACAAUUCAAGCUACGUACCAUCAGAAGAGUGUACUUGAGUCUUACUGCUGGUGUCCCUUCACCGGUAUCUGGGCGAGUAGAAGUUCCAAUUGGCCGUGAUGUCCAUAACAGAAUUCGCAUGGCUGCUAUCACUGGACCAAUGGCCAGAGGGAAGGCCCGUCAUGCUGCUAGUAGGUAUAAGGUGAUUGAAACUCUUGCUGGUGGUGGUUCAGCUUUAGUUGAGUGGAAACUAGAAACUGGGCGUACUCACCAGAUUCGUGCACAUGCCAAAUAUAUCGGAUGCCCAUUGCUAGGUGACGAAGUCUAUGGAGCGACCAGAAGCAUGGCUCUGUCGCUGCUUCAACCCAAACUAUCUCCAAGCCACCAUGGUCGACUUCUGGAGUUGCUUUCGGAGUUAGAUAGGCCUUGCCUGCAUGCUUUCUCCCUUGGGUUUAACCAUCCACGUACAGGGAAAGAAAUACAUUUCUCAUGCCCUCCUCCCCCUGAUUUCGAGAAGAUGCUAAUCCAGCUCCGUAAAAUGAGCACAGAGACGAAAAAGGUGAUGACUGCAUCAUGAGGUUCAGACAUUAUGCCAGAGCUAGUGGGGCAAAAUCAAUCAACACCAUGUCAUUUAACACGUUUUCAGAGUCAUCGACAUGGAACUGCUAGAGUACCUUCUACGAGGCCGGCCUCUACAGAGGUUUUAAAAUUGAAACAUAUGCACCCGUGGAAACAGAAGAAAAGGAAUUGCUCUCGUCCUUAUUCCAUAGUUUGAUAGAUAGAGUGAUAAAGGGUCUAAAAGAUGAAAGGAAAAAUAAGCUGCCUGCUUAAUCCCUCCUCUUCCCUCUUCACUUCAUAUGAAACUAUGCUGCCUCAUGUUCAGAAAGGUGGACGGAAUUAAUUAAUUUACUAUUAUUUUUUUAUGGGCAAUAUAAUUUUUUUUAUUAAGAAUAGAAAGAUUCCAGAGGUUGAGCCUUUUUUUCAUCGUCUCCCCUCCAACACACAUUCUAACCUUUGAAUCUCUUGGUUGCUUGUUGUAGCGGCAUGAUGUUUUGCGCGUAGUGCCUUUCUUCCGUGAGAUUCUUUACUGAUGUCGCCAGCAAGUCACCAGAGUAUAUAUACAAAGUCCUUGCGUUGCCUACCUUUCCCUAAGGGCUGCUGAUUAGUGCCCUUUUUGGUUGCAAUCUUCAUUUCACCCUGACGAUUAAUCGGAACUGUUGAACCAAGAUUUUGGUAAAGCGCCGAAAUCAUUGCUACUGGAAUUUUCCAAUUAACAAGAAAGCGCCAAACCAGUCCCUCAGGCGUCACAAGACAAUGAGUUGGUAACGAUCC